AUGACUGACAAAAUAGAGAGGCAUACUUUCAAGGUUUUUAAUCAAGAUUUCAGUGUAGAUAAGAGGUUCCAACUUAUUAAAGAAAUAGGUCAUGGAGCGUACGGUAUAGUGUGUUCAGCGCGGUUUGCAGAAGCAGCCGAAGAUACCACAGUGGCCAUUAAGAAGGUGACUAAUGUUUUUUCGAAGACUUUACUGUGUAAAAGAUCCUUACGUGAACUAAAGCUUUUGAGGCAUUUCAGAGGCCACAAAAAUAUUACAUGUCUUUACGAUAUGGAUAUCGUUUUUUAUCCAGACGGAUCCAUCAAUGGACUAUACCUAUAUGAGGAACUUAUGGAAUGUGAUAUGCACCAAAUCAUCAAGUCCGGUCAACCUUUGACAGACGCUCACUAUCAAAGUUUCACAUACCAGAUAUUAUGUGGUUUAAAAUAUAUUCAUUCCGCAGAUGUCUUGCAUCGUGAUUUGAAGCCCGGUAAUUUACUUGUUAAUGCUGAUUGUCAACUGAAAAUUUGUGAUUUUGGGUUAGCUAGAGGGUAUUCUGAAAAUCCUGUCGAAAACAGCCAGUUUUUGACGGAGUACGUGGCUACCAGAUGGUAUAGAGCUCCCGAAAUAAUGUUGAGUUACCAAGGUUAUACCAAGGCGAUUGACAUAUGGUCAGCAGGUUGUAUUUUAGCGGAGUUUCUUGGCGGAAAGCCAAUCUUCAAAGGAAAGGAUUACGUUAAUCAAUUGAAUCAAAUAUUACAGGUUUUAGGGACACCCCCGGAUGAAACUUUAAGAAGGAUUGGUUCUAAAAAUGUUCAAGACUACAUCCAUCAAUUAGGUUUUAUUCCAAAAGUCCCUUUUGUCAAUUUAUACCCAAAUGCUAAUUCGCAAGCAUUAGAUUUAUUGGAGAAAAUGCUCGCGUUUGACCCUCAGAAGAGAAUUACCGUAGAUGAGGCCCUGGAGCAUCCUUACUUGUCCAUAUGGCAUGAUCCAGCUGACGAACCUGUUUGCAGCGAAAAAUUCGAAUUUAGCUUUGAAUCCGUUAAUGAUAUGGAGGACUUGAAACAAAUGGUUAUACAAGAAGUGCAAGAUUUCAGACUGUUUGUAAGGCAACCACUAUUAGAAGAGCAAAAGCAAUUACAGUUACAGCAGCAACAGCAGCAGCAACAGGCUUCAAAUGCGAAUAAUGGAAACGCUGCAGUGAGUGAAGGAAACUAUUCAAAACAAAUGGCCACGUCUAAUUCUGUGGCGUCACAACAAGAAUCGUUUGGUAUUCACUCUCAAAACUUACCAAGGCAUGAUACAGAUUUCCCUCCUCGACCUCAGGAAAGUAUGAUGGAGAUGGGACCUGCCGCUGCGGAUACUGCAGAUAUCCCGCCUCAGAAUGAUAAUGGCACACUCCUAGAUCUUGAGAGAGAGCUGGAGUUUGGAUUAGAUAGAAAGUAUUUCUAG
Messenger RNA from Saccharomyces paradoxus, 1431 nucleotides. It is a transcript of the gene SLT2, whose product is annotated as mitogen-activated serine/threonine-protein kinase SLT2. The transcript has a single exon. Bases 1 to 1431 code for a protein of 476 amino acids. Gene Ontology annotation, molecular function: ATP binding; MAP kinase activity. Gene Ontology annotation, biological process: protein phosphorylation; intracellular signal transduction. The record is from RefSeq and is a predicted model, not a curated record. NCBI's taxonomy places the organism in Eukaryota, Fungi, Ascomycota, Saccharomycetes, Saccharomycetales, Saccharomycetaceae. Gene Ontology annotation, cellular component: nucleus; cytoplasm.